Molecule: messenger RNA, 747 nt
Organism: Venturia canescens
Lineage: Eukaryota; Metazoa; Arthropoda; Insecta; Hymenoptera; Ichneumonidae
Gene: Bet3
Product: blocked early in transport 3
Exons: 2
Coding region: 123-659 (178 amino acids)
Biological process (GO): intra-Golgi vesicle-mediated transport; endoplasmic reticulum to Golgi vesicle-mediated transport
Cellular component (GO): TRAPP complex; cytosol; cis-Golgi network membrane
Source: RefSeq, a predicted model, not a curated record
CGUGAGCGUUCUGAAAUUUGUUUGAUUCUCGAUCGACGAUAGUGGAGAUCGUGGAGAUUUGUCAUAUUUAUAAGCUUUCUAAGAGGCGGUAUAACGAGUAAAAUUUAUUUAUCGACAAAAAUAUGUCGAGACCCGGAACGAGACUCGAUGCAAAAAAAGUGAAUUCCGAAUUGUUCACUCUGACCUACGGUGCUUUGGUAGCCCAAUUGUUGAAAGACUACGAAAACGUCGACGAUGUUAACAAACAAUUGGAAAGGAUGGGUUAUAACAUGGGCGUACGUCUCAUUGAAGACUUUCUAGCCAGAACAGGCUCAGGACGUUGUUAUGACUUUAGAGACACCGCUGAAAAAAUACAAACUGGUUUUAAAAUAUAUUUGGGUAUAACACCGACAAUAACAAAUUGGAGUGCAGCAGGAGAUGAAUUUUCUCUCUGCUUCGAGGCUAAUCCGCUUACAGAGUUUGUAGAAUUGCCGGAUCAUUGUUUGAAUCUUAAAUACUGCAAUGUGUUGACAGGCGUUUUAAGAGGCGCUUGUGAAAUGGUACAAAUGGAAAUUUCUUCCUGGUUUGUUCAAGACCAGCUCAAAAAUGACAGCGUCACAGAGUUACGUGUCAAAUUUAUCAAAAGGUUAGAAGAUGCCAUUCCUGCAGGGGAAGACUAAAUAUUUGCAUUAUUUAAGAAUAAUUAUGAAUUAUAUUCCAAUAGAUAUACAAUGUAAAUAUAACUAUUAUUAAAUAUUACAGAGAUUU